GUCAAAAGCUUCUCGUGAAAGAAUUUCACAGCACACACACAAAGUCUAGAGAGAGAAAGCGAGAGUUUAUUUUAGAGAGAGAAAAGGCACAAGAAAAGCUCGGUAGAGAAAAGUAGAGAGUGACUGGACUCCCCACUACUCAAGAACUACCAACAGAUCAAGAACUUUAGUCCAAAAAGAACGCAUCAAGAAAGACGCUGGUCGACGCUUGCGGUUAAAACCCUAAGAAUCUAGGGUUUUCUCGAUUCAGAAGUUUGGGGGGAAAAUGGCGAGUCCUCAAUCGGCCAUCUCUCCGAAGACGCCCGGUUCUAUGGUCCUGCGAACGCCUCUGAGCGACGAAGCGAUCUGGAAGCGCCUUCGAGAGGCUGGGUUCGACGAAGAGUCGAUCAAGCGGAGGGAUAAAGCUUCUCUAAUUGCUUAUAUCGCCAAGCUUGAAGCUGAGGUGUAUGAGCAUCAACACCACAUGGGUCUUCUUUUAUUGGAAAAAAAGGAAUGGAUUUCCAAGUAUGAGGCAAUUAAAGCCUCUGUUGACUCAGGCGAGUUAAUGCAUAGGAGGGAUCAAGCUGCACGCUCAUCUACUCUAGCGGAAGCCAAGAAACGGGAGGAGAAUUUGAAGAAGGCUCUCGGAAUUGAGAAAGAGUGUGUUGCAAAUAUUGAGAAGGCCCUGCACGAGAUGCGUGCAGAAUGUGCUGAGACAAAAUUUGCAGCUGAGAUCAAAUUGUGCGAAGCACGAAGUAUGGUGGAAAAUGCUGAGAAAAAGUUUGUUGAGGCGGAGGCAAAGCUGCAUGCAGCAGAGUCUUUGGAAGCUGAAGCGAAUCGGUAUCACCGAGCUGCUGAAAGAAAGUUACAUGAGGUGGAAGCACGGGAAGAUGAUCUCAGAAGACGCAUCAUAUCGUUCAAGUCGGAUUGUGAUGCUAAAGAGAAAGAGAUCCUUCUUGAGAGGCAAUCUGUAUACGAAAGGCAGAAAACUCUGCAGGAAUCGCAAAAAAGGUUACUCGAAGCACAAGCUCUGCUAAACCAAAGGGAGGACUACAUUUUAAGUAGAUCUCAGGAACUAAAUCGACUGGAGAAAGAGUAUGAGUCAUCUAAAGCGGAUAUUGACAAGCAACUUCGAACCUUAAAUGAGGAGAGAAGCUAUCUGGAGCUAACUGUAGCUUCUUUGUCAGCGAAGGAAGAGGGUGUUAUAAAAAGAGAAUGCGAGCUGAACAAGAGAGAGGAAGACCUGCUUAUCCUGCAGGAGAAACUUUUGAGCAAGGAAUCAGAUGGAAUUCAACAAGUUAUGGCUAACCACGAAGCUGCCUUGAAAGCAAGGAAGUCUGAAUUAGAGGUAGAGUUGGAGACAAAGCAAAAACACGUGGAAGAGCAAAUGGUGACCAAGAGACGUGCUUGGGAGUUGAGGGAGAUGGAUCUUAGUCAACAGGAGGACGUAAUGUUGGAGAAAGAACAGGACUUGGAGGUUAAAUCAAGGGCAUUAGCAGAGAGGGAGAAGGAUUUGACAGAGAGGACAAAUUUACUCGUUGAGAGAGAGAAAAGUCUCCUUGCUGCGGAAAGGGAAGCUGAGGAGACAAAAGCCCUUUUGCAGAAGGAAAAAGCAGAGAUCAACAACUCGAAGCUUGAUCUUCAAAAGUCUAUGGAUUUACUCGAAGGCAGGAAAAAGGAAGUUGAUGAAGCAGAGGAGAAAAUGGGGGCCAUGAAAAGUGAAACAAGUGAACUACUGGUUUUAGAAAUGAGGCUUAAAGAAGAAAUUGAUACUAUCAGUGCUCAAAAGUGUGAACUUGAGGUUUUGGCUGAUGAGUUGAAAGUAGAAAAGGCAAAAUUCGAGACUGAGUGGGAAUCAAUUGAUGAGAAAAGAGUAGAACUACAAAAGGAAGCAGAGCGUGUGGCUGAGGAGAGACUUGCCAUUUCCAAGUUUCUAAAGGAUGAGCGAGAUUGCCUUAAAUUAGAGAGGGAUGCAAUGUGGGAUCAGUAUAAGCGUGAUGUUGAGUCACUUUCUCAUGAUCGGGAAGCCUUUAUGAUUGAAAUUGAACACGAGCGAUCAGAGUGGUUUAGCAAGAUUCAAAAAGAACGUACUGACUUCUUGCUGGAUGUUGAGAUGCAGAAGAGAGAGCUAGAAAACUGUGUUAGUAAGAGGCGUGAAGAAAUUGAAAGUAAUCUCCUUGAAAGAGAGAAGGUUUUUGAGGAAGAAAAGAAGAAAGAACUUCAGCAUAUAGCUUCUCUUCGGGAAACAGUGGAAAAGGAAAUGGAACAAGUUAAUAUAGAAAUGCAAAAGCUUGAUUCUGAGAGAAGAGAGAUCAGUUUAGAUCAUGAACGGAGGGAUAAGGAAUGGGCAGAAUUAAACAAUGCUAUUGAAGAACUUAAGGUGCAAAGGCAGAAGUUGGAGAAACAAAGGGAGCUAUUGCAUGUGGAUAGAGAAGAGAUUCUUGCUCAGAUUGAACAGAUGAAGAAGUUGGAAAAGGAAGCCCCAGACUGUAUAACUGCACCUGAGAUUCAAGAGUCCAUUUUACUGUCUAGCAGGCAAAAAAUUUCAGCAAGAAGAGUUCUGAAGCAGCAGACUGUUGUACAAGAUGCUAAAAUGGAUACUAAUAAAAAAAUAGACUGCGUUGGACUUGAUUUUUCUUCUAAAAAUGGAUCAGAUGUUCCUUCUACUCCUGUUUCUGCUCCUUUCUCAUGGCUUAAACGCUGUGCUGAUACAUUACUAGAGCGCUCACAGAGUAAUAAAAAAAGGAAGCAGCACAAGGAUAUUGAUUUAGCACCAUUAGAAGAGGCCACAAACCCCUGUGUGUUGUCAACACGGGGAAAUGCACCAAAAGAUGAACUUGCUUUGAUGCCAUUGAACCAUACUCUGGGAGGCGCUGAGGAGACUACGGUUUAUAUAGAUAAAAUCAUUACAAUUCGAGAAGUAACAUCCAUGGGUGGUGGAAGAGUUGAUGAGGACAGUCAGUACCAACAAGAAGUAAUCUCUAAGGAAAGUGAGGAGAAGCUUGAAGAUCAUGGCAACUCCAGAUUCGAUGAAAACGGGAAGGCUAAGCAGCUGUGCCCACAACAGUAAUACGAAAAGGUGCAGUACAGAACAGAAGCCUGCAGUAUAGAAUUACGGGUGGUUGUUUUUUUGGUUAUUGCCUGCGACUUGUUUAACAGGAGGUCAAUCAUGUAAAUGGCGUAUUUCAGCGUUAUAUGUAAGGCACCUGUAUAUUCUUUUCUAGUAGUGGCUUUUAACCUGUGUGGAGUAUUGUGUAAGGCAGUUUAUCGCCAUUGGGAUCCAUAGGGAGGUUGGCAUUAGCCUGCAUAGAGUGGUGUUUGUGUUAUUGUUUGUGGGUUAUCGGCUUUGGUAUUUAUAGUGUUUGGUCGUUUUGGUGGUGAAUGUUAGUCAUUAUGCUAUUGACACUUUUUCAAUUUUUGGGUCAA
Molecule: messenger RNA, 3405 nt
Organism: Rhododendron vialii
Lineage: Eukaryota; Viridiplantae; Streptophyta; Magnoliopsida; Ericales; Ericaceae
Product: protein CROWDED NUCLEI 4-like
Exons: 9
Coding region: 266-3049 (927 amino acids)
Biological process (GO): nucleus organization
Cellular component (GO): nucleus
Source: RefSeq, a predicted model, not a curated record